AUGCUCAACUACCAGCUCCAUCAGAAACUGACCAACAUCAAGUGGGUCAACAUAUUCUCGCCGUGGGAACGCCAAAAAGCGUAUUUCGCCGUGCUCACCUGGUUCGUGCUCAUCUACCCAAUUUGCUGCCUCUGCCAGUUGGCGCCACUCUUCCUCUUCCUCACCGGACAAUGGAUCGUGUUGGCCGCCUACGCCGUCUGGUACUUUUACGAUCGGGACACGCCGAAACGAGGCGGAUAUCGCGACAAUUGGUUCCGGAAUUGGAGACUUCAUCAGUGGUUCGCACAGUAUUUCCCGAUUCGACUACAUAAAACUGUCGACUUGGACCCACAACAGGUAAUUUCGUUUUUUUUUUUUUUGAAAAGUCAGUUGUCUGGCGAUCGUUGAGACUAUAAUCAAGUCUAGGUUUUGACGCGUUUAGAAAAUUCGGUCUCGCCACGAAAUGAUGAUUACUGUUUUCUGAACCUAGGCAUGAUUAUGCUCAAUAAAACCGUGUUAUUUCCAGAACUAUCUUUUCGGCUACCAUCCCAUGGUAUCAUCGGUAUCGGCGCCUGGUCGUGCUUUGGUUUCGACGGGUGUAAUAUUAAGAAGAUUGUAAGCCUAUCUAACAUUUUCUUUCAAAAAAUGCCAUUUCCUUUUCAGUUUGCGGUCUCCGCUUCAACAUCUGCACUCUUCCGGGCAACUUUUCCGCGAUGAUCCGUCGCGAGGUCCUUCUGAGUAUCGGCCUCAUUUCGAGCUCGAAGGAGUCGAUCGAAUACGUGCUGAACGAUCCGAAGAAGGGCCGCGCCGUGGUGAUUGUGAUCGGCGGAGCAGCCGAGGCUCUCAAUGCUCAUCCAGGAAAACACACUCUGACGCUGGCCAACCGAAGGGAUUUGUGCGAGAAGCACUGAAGACUGGCGCCCACUUGGUGCCGGUUUAUGCGUUCGGCGAGAAUGACGUGUACAAACAAAUCGAUAAUCCGGAAGGAUCGGUGCUGAGGAAAAUGCAAGAAUGGGGCAAGAAGAAGACGGGCAUCUCGUUGCCUCUGAUCUACGGAAGAGGCUAUUUUCAAAUGGCACUGGGUCUCCUGCCAAUCAAUACUUCUGUGGAUGUGGUCGUCGGCGCGCCGAUUCCUGUCGACAAGUGCGAGGGACCUUUGGAAGAGGAAAAAGUCAACGAAAUCCAUGAACGGUACAUGCGGGAGCUCGGAGCGUUGUUCGAUACGCAUAAACAAAGAUUUGGUGUGCCCGAGAAGACCAGACUCAUCUUCCAAUAACUAUACGUAUCAUUGUUUUCAAAACGUUUUUGUUAUCAGACACAGUUCUCCAAUUUUUCGUGUAUGUUGUAUGAACACGGGUCUUUCGAAUUACUCGCUAGAAUAAACAUGUUCUCAAGGAGUGACCUACUUUUUGCACAUUUUGUCAACUAAAAUCGGUGUCAAAUUUGAUCAAACAUCACAGACGCGGAACUGCACAAGCUCUCGUGUUCUUUGAUUUAUUCCUUCUAAAAGAAUUGCAUUUUCGCUCCAGAACCUUUCUGUUUACCCCGAAAAUGUUGCAACUUCAGCAGAGGCACAGCGAAAAUCGUCAUUUAUCAGUGAAUGUCAAUGAUUUGGCAUUGUAAAACUCGGGAAGCAAAAAAAAGUGUUUGAUUCGAAAACUGGAAAUCGAUUUUUCGGCGGCGAGAGGAAGAGGACGAAGAGCGAUGGCGUCGCGUGUUUCCCUGAUAUAAUACUUUCUUUCAGGAAGGAAAAGCUACGAAAGUGGCCUAGUCUCUGUGUUUGCCCAGGAAAACUUCACAAAAAUUGAUAAAAAGCGGCAAAAUGUCAAGAAACCAUCAAAAAGUGCAUCUAUCGGGGUUUUCCAGGGAAAACACAAACAGAAAUUGCAGAUUUUAGUGAUUUCUCAAUAAAAAUCUUUUUUUCAGGGAAGGAAAACGUGUCGAAGUGGUAAAGUCAACCGGAUUUAUGGGAGAAACCGAAAACAAACUGAUCGGAAAUCGAUUGAUAGCCGAAACACCAUAAAAAUGUCGGUUAUUCAGUUCUUCCGGAAAAUCGCGAUAAAAAUUACUAAUUUUAACACAAAUCACUUGCAGAAAUGCAAAAUAACCGUCGGAGAAUAAAUUUCGAAAAGAAAUCGUGGAAGUCGAGCGGGUACGAGCGCCGAGCAGCACUCCGGGCUCGAGUUUCCGCUGAGGCCCGAAGAAGUCGUUGUCUCGUCGAUCAAAUUGCCUGUAAAACGAAAAAGACUUACCUUGCCUCUUCUGAGGGCCUUGUCCGUCGAUAAAUUCCACAUUUCGUCUAAAAAAUUCGUCCUUGUCCACGCCGUCAGCGCACGCUGACGUAAAUAUCAGACACUAAUUGGGAGUGAGUGCAAGCGCGCUCCACCGGGCACUCUUCUCUGUUUUCUUGAUCUUUUUUUAGUAAUUUUUGUUCAACAAACUCUUUAAAAUUAUUUUUUAUUGUAUGAAAAAUUGUUUCAACGAAAAUAUAGAAAAUUCAAACAAAAAAUCCAUGAAAUCCGCUCAUUCGUCGGAAAGAGCUUCACUUUCAUCCGAAUCGCGCUCAUCCUCAAAAAUCAGCGGGUAAAGCUCGAAUUGAGCAUUUUUCGAGCAGGGACAAAUCGUUUCACUUCCCACACACGAAAAAUGAGCCGGCUGUUUGCACAGAGCGCAUCGCUUCCACUCCGUGACUCGACUUUCGUAUUCUAAAGGGUCUGCAUCCGAGGAAAUCUCGGGAUCAACCUAGAAAACUUUUAUAUUCGGGAGAUAUGACGGUAAUAUUACGUCUCCGCAAAUAAUGCAUCGAGAUCAGGGGUGUGCGGAAAAUUUUUUUCGGAAAAUUUCGGAAAAUCGGGUUUUCCGAAUUUUUUUUUUCGGAAAAUUUCGGAAAAAUCGGAAAAAUCGGAAAACUCACUUGUUCAUUGGUUCAAUAAAGUGUUUAAACAACGUUCUAAUACAAAAAAAUGCUUAUUAUGAUUUGAAAUCACUUGAGUGGGCGGAAGCCAAGCAAUGGAAUAUUUUUUUGCAAAAAAAUUAGCCGAGAGAAGCUCUCCGGGUCCAGUGUUUUCCGAUUGUCAGUGAGAAUGAGACGCGCGGUUGAAAAGAGUCGCUCCGUUUCUGCAGUCGUUGCGUGAGUACAGAAAAAAAAAUUUUGUGAUGCGCCUUUAAAAAGCAUACGGUGGUUUCGGACAAAUUGACCUUGAAUCCACACUAAUUUUCCGAAAAUUUUGCCGAAAAUUUUCGGAAAAUUUUCCGAAAAUUUCUCGGAAAAUCGGAAAAUUUCGGAAAAUCGAAAUAUUUUCCGCACACCCCUGAUCGAGAUAGAGCUCUUUUUGGAACUAGUGUAGUUUUUGAUGUAUCCACCGCGCUGCGCUUGGCCUUUGUUCGUUUCUGAAUACUUCUUUUACGAUAAUUCAUGCUGCAUCCCACACCUUUAGUGCUGGCACGCAGUUCAUACUUCUCCGAGAAGUUUUGCUGUUUCUCUCUUGCAUCGAAACGAGCCGUGAGUCCGACCGAUGAAGAUGGAAGAAGGGGUUCCAGUGCCUUUUCCGCCGCUUUUAAAUAUUCUUCGAAUUGCGAGUCGUUUCUGUUCAUUUUUCUCCUCAAGUCCGAAUAAAUAGUCGAAAAUGUCUGUAAAAUUUUUUAUUAAUUUUUUUUAUUCCUAGAAAAUCUCACAUUCUUCAAUUUGUCCAUUCUAACAGUAACAGAAGCGCUCCCAUCAUCGGGUUUCUCCAGCUCAGAACACGUGGCAACGAUAGGAAGCUCAGGAAGAACAGAAACGGAACCUCUUCGUUUCGAUCGUCGUCGAAAUCGUCAGAUGUGAGUUUUUUCAGAGACCGAUUCCUCGCUAAAAAUGUUUAUUUUUAAAGAUUAUUGGAAUCGCAGGAAGUUACCGAUGUGCUUAAGAACACCGUGCACAUGCUUACAGCACACUCCGACCGUCGAGAAAAGACAAUCACAAUGACAUCGAUACGCGCAUCAGCCGCAGUAGUCACAGUGAGCAACGAGUAGUGAGAACUUUUCGCAGAUGAGCCAAAACGAAGUUCAGAGUGUCCCCCUUUAUUAGUAAAUAUUUUCUUGAUCUCCUUUUCUCAAACCUUCAGAUGUAAUUUGGCAUUCUUUUUCCAGGCUCGGAACAUGUGCACAUGCCAGCGGCAGAGAACACGUUGCGUCGCCGAGGGGCAAAGAUUCGGAAAACACCACGCUGAAGGUACCGUAACCCGACUUAAAGGGAGGUAGCUACAAAUUACAAUUUUGGAGCUAAAUUUGAAUGAAAUUUGUAAGUAAUGAGUUUUUCGCGGGAGAACACUAAUGUCAGUGAAGUUUAGCCGUAAUUUUCAUGUGUUUUUUUGUUUGAAUGUUUUUUGUUUGAACCCCUGAAAAAUUAAAAAAAAAUGAAUAUUUUCUUCAAAGGCGCUUUGCUUUUUGUUUCAAAACUCAGCGGGUCCCGCCACGACACGACAGUGACCGUAUUUUCGGAUUUUGGGCCUUUCGUGAGAAAUUAUCCAGUUUUCGUGGGAUUUCGCUGUAAAAUUUCAACAAUUUGACUUUCUUUCGCCCUUUCGUGAGAAAUAAUCCAGUUUUCGUGGGAUUUCGCUGUAAAAUUUCAACAAUUUGACUUUCUUUCGCCCUUUCGUGAGAAAUUAUCCAGUUUUCGUGGGAUUUCGCUGUAAAAUUUCAACAAUUUGACUUUCUUUCGCCCUUUCGUGAGAAAUUAUCCAGUUUUCGUGGGAUUUCGCUGUACCUCUCGAACCCUUAAGUUUGUAUUCUUUGUUGUUGUUCAUUCGUUUCUCUUGUUACUGUUAUCCGAAAUGAAUAAAUAUUUAAAUUUAAGAAAAGCAGUAAAAAAAGGAACACUCUGUGAAACUAUCGAGUGAAAAUAUCGAAUUUCAAAUUACAAAGAAAUGAUUUCUUUGAAAGAAUCGGAGCUAAUUUGCAGUGUCUCAAAACCGCUCGUGCAAAUGUCGUAGUCGAAAGACAGAACGUGGCUGUUCGUUCCUUUCUGUGGCGUCCAAAGUUGAAAAAAACCCGCAAAUCUACACGUUGUAAACGUGAUUUUUACCCAUUUUUUCCGUUUUUUCAGUGGUUUCUUUAGAAAAUUCUUUCAAAAUCGAGUCAAAAAGUCAAUAAACGUUUCGAUUUUCAGGUAUUCCCUCACAAAUGGAUUUCGACGACUGCGAGGACUUGCUGGAGGAAGACGUUGACGUCCGAAUCGUAUCACCCGCAAACAAGGAAAACGAUGAAGAGGAUUUAGAAGUGAAAAGGGCGAAAGCGAAAAAUUCGAGGAUUUCUCUGACGAAAGGAGAAAAUUACACCAAGGUAAGCAUUUCAUUAUAAAAAAAAAGAAAAAAAAAACGUAAUUUGCAGCUGUCGUUCACUCAAUGCAGUCGCAUCAUUUCAAGCAUUGAAUUGAAUCAGUGUUUAUGGAACAUGAGAAGCAGCGACUACAAGGACACAUCACUGAAAAACGGACUCUGGACUGCUCUUGAGAAGUCGUUCGAAUUUCUCAAAAAAGAUCGCGGUAUCACUGGUUGCCUCUAGAAAAGCCCAUGUUGAUUUUUCAGGAAGCAACAUUAAGAAAGUGUGGAAUCCUUUGGUGGCAGCAUUCCGAACGGAACGAAAAGCAUCCAUUAAGCCUAGUGUAGCUCAAGUGUCAGAGCGAGUUCUUCAUUCAGAUACUAUGAAGAAAUGUCGUUUCUCGAGUCCACUUACAACGACAAAACGCCGCCACCGUAAGUCAAAUGUUCGAAAACCUACUCAAGUAAAAAUCCUUCAGAAUAUCCGACGAACUUCCGGGAUAUGUCCGCCGACACGUACAAGUGGAGACUCCUAAAAGAAGAAAAUGAGAAAAUGACGGCAGGAAAGCGGAAUGCGACGGCGACGAGGAUUUCAGAGCGUUCAUGAGAGAGUCAUGUGAUGUGCUGAAGAAAUUCGGACAUCUGUCAUCACUCUAAUAAAGGAAACGCUAGGAUCUCUCCCUACCUCUUCCCAGCUCCUUCGCUGAGAAGUGGAGGAGGAGGAUGGGACGAUAUGGAUCCGAUGGCACUGAAUUACUUAACGUUUCGAACAAUCAAAGUAGAAUUACAUUUUGGACUACAAAAUCCGCUAGAUUCUCUGGAAACUCGAUUGCAAUCUAAUUAGAAAAGUUUGCAAUCUAAUAAGAAAACGCUCUAUUUCGCAAUCUAAUCAGAUUUAAUUGAAGUUCCAGUAAAAUCGUAUUAGAUUACAAUAUAUUUUUCCUGAAUUGCAAUCUAAUAAGAAAAAAUUGCAAUCUAAUUAGAAAACAUUGCAAUCUAAUUAGAAAAAUUGCAGUGAUUGUAAUCUAAUUAGAAGAUUUUGCAAUCUAAUUGAAGCGAAUUCUAUUUUAAACGAAUUCGUAUUAGAUUGCAAAGUUUUCUAAUUAGAUUGCGAUCGAGUUCCCAGAGUUUGCGGGUUUUUUUCAACUUUGGACGCGGCAUUCAGAGGCGGAAGAUUUCGCUCCGCAAUGGAUGAAAAGGUUCUGGAAGCUACACGCAGAAGACGUCCACAACUGUCGAUUUCUAGGUUACUGCCUCAUGCGCCACCGCGAUGGGCAGAAGAACGAAGACUUGUGAGCAAAGUUCUGACUUUUCUGUAUUCUAUAUAAUAUUUUUUUGUGAUUUAGAAGUUUGGUCUGUUGCGACGAAUCCAGAAACACCACGCCUGUCAUCACUUCCAUCGAAUUAUCGCCAUUCUCACCGAAAAAGCUGAUUAUCGCCGAAUGGAAUGUGGGUGUAAUUCAAAGCCGCGGCCAACUAAUCAAUAUUUUCCAGCAAGGAGUCUGUCCUUUUCGGCACGUGCGGACCGGGAAGUACAGCCUGUACCCGCUCCAAAAACAACAACCUAACCAGGUAAUAAAGUCUACGUGUUGCUCCGGACACCCUCGCCGUUGGUUUUUUUCAAAGAAUUGUUUCAGGUGA
Molecule: messenger RNA, 6917 nt
Organism: Caenorhabditis sp. 36 PRJEB53466
Lineage: Eukaryota; Metazoa; Nematoda; Chromadorea; Rhabditida; Rhabditidae
Source: the annotation of a GenBank genome assembly